AGGAGCCGGAGGCGGCCGCCGAGGCUGCGGCGGCGGGGCCGGGACGCGGAGCCCCCGAGCUCCGGGCGCAGGCGGCGCGCUCUCCCCGGGCUCCCCCCGCCCGGCCUCCUCCCUCCCCCCCGCCCCGGCGUUCCCAGCAGCCGAGGGUUUCAGAUGUCCCACCGCCUUUUGACCCCCUCCCCCCGCUCCUCCACCCCUGCAAAUGAGGUUUGACCAGCAGAGGCAGAGCCCACCUCUGGCUCGGAACCACCACUGACAUUUAGACUCUGAGCUUCAACCUGUUUACAAGCGGACUUUCCAAAGGAAGGGGGGUGGGGGAGAGGGCCCAAACAAAAACACCAGCCGCCACCCCCCUCCCCCCCAAAAGGAGCGACUUUCUGGAGGCUUCACAUCAGCAGGCACCACCAAAAAGAGCAAGGAAGACGGGGAAGAAAACAACGAAACAACGGCGACCGGGCAGCUGCCUGCAGAGCUGACAUCCCCAAAGGGACACGUUUUCUGCAGCGGCCAGCAGGCUGAGGCUCUGCGGAGGGGGACCAGGAGACCUUUUUUGCAUCUAACAUGGUGAAGAAGGGAGUGAAGAAGAGAACAAAGUGACUCCUGGGGGAGCGAAGAGCGCCGGUGACCCACAGCGCCGGCUCCCGCUGCUGCGGCCACCCACGUCCACUGUGCCCGGGCAGACCCCGCGAGGCGCAGGCAGCGGAUCCGCGGACGGAGCGAGCCCAGGCUGCCGGCCCUCCGGAGGAGUUAUGGAUGUUGGUGCAUUCACUUCUGGCCAGAUCCGCGCCCGGAGGGAGCUAACCAGCAGCCGCCACCUCCAGCUGUCUCCUUGCCUUGCACCAGGUCUCACCCUUCCAGUAUGUUCCUUCUGAUGAGACAAUUUCCAGUGCCGAGAGUUUCAGUACAAUGUGGAAAUGGAUACUGACACAUUGUGCCUCAGCCUUUCCCCACCUGCCCGGCGGCUGCUGCUGGUGCUUCUUGUUGCUGUUCUUGGUGUCUUCCGUCCCUGUCACCUGCCAAGCCCUUGGUCAAGACAUGGUGUCACCAGAGGCCACCAACUCUUCCUCCUCCUCCUCCUCCUCUUCCUCCUCCUCCUCUUCCUCCUCCUCCUUCUCUUCUCCUUCCAGUGCCGGGAGGCAUGUGCGGAGCUACAAUCACCUCCAAGGAGAUGUGCGCUGGAGAAAGCUAUUCUCUUUCACCAAGUACUUUCUCAAGAUUGAGAAGAACGGGAAGGUCAGCGGGACCAAGAAAGAGAACUGCCCGUACAGUAUCCUGGAGAUAACAUCAGUGGAGAUUGGAGUUGUUGCUGUCAAAGCCAUUAACAGCAACUAUUACUUAGCCAUGAACAAGAAGGGGAAACUCUAUGGCUCAAAAGAAUUUAACAAUGACUGUAAGCUGAAGGAAAGAAUAGAGGAAAAUGGAUACAAUACCUAUGCAUCCUUUAACUGGCAGCACAAUGGAAGGCAAAUGUAUGUGGCAUUGAACGGAAAAGGAGCUCCAAGGAGAGGACAGAAAACACGAAGGAAAAACACCUCAGCUCAUUUUCUUCCCAUGGUGGUCCACUCAUAGAGGAAGGCAAUGUUCAUGGAUGUGGUGGCACCAAAGGCUAUUUUGCCAAGGAUAGUUGGAAUUCUUCAUGAAGACAGUAGCUCGAAAGGCAAAGACACAUGGCAGAGUCUGCUUGCUUAGACGAAAUGAGGCCUUUCAAGGUUUUUGUACUCACUGCUGACAUAUGAUGUUGUUUAAAUUAGUUCUGUGUCAUGCCUUAUAAUCAAGAUAUAGGCAGAUCAAAUGGGAUGGAAGUUAUCCCAAGUGAACAAUAUUGUGGCUGGGUUUUUUGGUUGUUGUUAAGUUUUUGUUUUUAUUUUUGAACCUCUGAGACAUGGAACAAUCUGUUGAAUGAUCUUUGGGAGUUAUUUAUGGAAUAUGAACUCAUAUCAAAGACUAUCCAUGCUCAUUCAAGCCUAAUGAUUCAAUGAGCAGUAAGACAUGCAAGCAUUUACUGGAAAGCACUUGGGUCAUAUCAUAUGCACAACCAAAGGAGCUUUGGGUGUGGCACCGUGGAAGCAUCGGAUAGGAUGAAAAAGUAUAAACAUGUUAGUUGAAAUUGUUCUAACACUACAAAUAGUAUGGUAUGCUUGUGCAUUCUGCCUUCUACCCUUUCUAUUUCUUUCUAAGUUAUUUAUUUAAUAGGAUGUUAAAUAUCUGUUGGGGUUUUUAAAAAUAUCCUCAGAAGCUGCCCUCUGGUUUCCCUUUUCUUUGUCUUGAGCACAUCACAUGCAUGUUCAUAACAAAGUGUUUUUAAAACCUGGCAAAUACUUCAAAAACAGAUGAAAUUAGGAAAGCAGUAUGAGCGCCCCAUGUGCUAUCAGGUGACUUGAUUUGCACUUCUGCAACGAGAACUGUCAACCAUAAAGAUGGCAAAGCUGUGCCAUGGCUUUUACUGAGAGAUGUCUACCAUUGUUUAAAAGCACACAUUACUCCAGAGGCUUCCUUUUCCAUGAAAUAGAGCAGAAGGCCAAAUCCUUCUCAUCAAUCUAAUUAAUUAAUCUCAUUAAUCUCCAAGAAGCUACUAAAAGAAGAAAAUUAAUUGUUAAGUGCAUUUUAGUAGCCUAGCCUCGUUGUUUACUAAUGAUUUCCUGCCAUAUGUCAGAGUGGUAAAUGAUGACGAGGCUUUCUGCACAUGGAAGAAACCUUCAUAUGCCACAUAAUGCAUCUCCCCCAAGGAACCAUCAAGAAAUUUGGUUUGAAGUGCAACUGUCCCAGGGGCUGAAACUGAGCAAAUAUAUCCUGGCAUAUGUUUAAUCAUUUAUUGAAACCUGUUCAAGCUGUAUGAUCUAGUCUUUACAUUACCAAAUAAAACUUAUUUUCUGUAAAUUUAAAGAGCUUUAGAAGGUUCCAUAACGUAACCGUAUUGAAAUUCAUUUUGUUAGAGCAGGUAUAGAAAACAAUGCAUAAGAGUUUAUCGGUCAUCAUCACAUUGUAUUCCACUAAAUAAAUACAUAAGCCUUAUUUGCAGUGUCUGUAGUGAUUUUAAAAAAUGUAGAAAAAUAUUAUUUGUUCUAAAUACUUUAAGUGAUGACUAUAAGAUUAUAUUGAUGCUGCAGUUUUAUCUUUAUAUUUCUUGUUUUGAAAAGUUUGCUUAUUUUUUAUUGUCUGGACCCAGUAUUUUGGUAGAAGGAAAAAAAACUCACUGAAUGUGUCUUUUUACUAAAAUAUAAGUUCUAGAAAGGUUGGUGUUUUGUGAUUCUAACUUAUUUGUGUCAAUGCUUAACCAGCACUACCAGUAAACCUGUUAUUUAAAACUUUGUUUUAUUAAGACAUUUUCUCAUUAAAAACUCAUUCCUUCAAAAAGUGGGUACUUCAAAAGAAAUGCAUUUGAGGUACAGUAUUUUGGCUUAUGGUUACAGUUGUAUUUCAUGGUAAUUUGUUUCCAACUUGCUUUUUGACAAAUGGGAUUCUAAAACUGCUUAAUUAUUGUGGUUGGAAUACUAUAUGCUAAAAUUUAGUUGGUAACUAAAUCUGGGAAUUAUAAUGUAAUGCAUUCCUAUCGGAACCAGAUAACGUAUUUCUUUUACUUUGAAAUAAAAAUGACACCUGACACAUGAACAUGGACCACCCAUAAUCAAAAUUAAAUGUUUUGUUUAACAAAUAUAGUAUUAGAUGACCACAUUAACAGUAAAUAGGGCACAGACUGGAUUCUGAUUUCACAGAACCAUUUAGAUUACCAAAGAGACCAUGUGUUAACAGUCUUCAUUGUAGGACUCAAGACACUAAAACAUAUAACAGACGUCUCAAA
Oryctolagus cuniculus (rabbit) is the source of this 3799-nucleotide messenger RNA. RefSeq names its product fibroblast growth factor 10 (gene FGF10). Lineage: Eukaryota; Metazoa; Chordata; Mammalia; Lagomorpha; Leporidae. The record is from RefSeq and is a predicted model, not a curated record. Gene Ontology annotation, molecular function: growth factor activity.